CUGCGCAGGUCUUUACACAGCAGAAGGUCGCGCCAGGAGGAAGUGGUGUCUCUCAGUCGCUGGGCCGGCCUGCCGUUCUUAUUUCUCUGAAGCUCCUCUCGGCUGCUUGCCGAGACACCCCGCCGCCAAAAUGCCUCGAAUUAUGAUUAAGGGGGGCGUGUGGAGGAAUACCGAGGAUGAAAUUCUGAAGGCAGCGGUAAUGAAAUAUGGGAAAAAUCAGUGGUCUAGGAUUGCCUCACUGCUGCAUAGGAAAUCAGCAAAGCAGUGCAAAGCCAGAUGGUAUGAGUGGCUGGAUCCAAGCAUUAAGAAAACAGAAUGGUCCCGAGAGGAAGAGGAAAAACUCUUGCACUUGGCCAAGUUGAUGCCAACUCAAUGGAGGACCAUCGCUCCAAUCAUUGGAAGAACGGCUGCCCAGUGCUUGGAACACUAUGAAUUUCUGCUGGAUAAAGCAGCCCAAAGAGAUAAUGAAGAGGAAACAACAGAUGAUCCACGGAAACUUAAACCUGGAGAAAUAGAUCCAAAUCCAGAAACAAAACCAGCACGGCCAGAUCCAAUUGAUAUGGAUGAGGAUGAACUUGAGAUGCUUUCUGAAGCUAGAGCCCGCCUGGCUAAUACGCAGGGAAAGAAGGCCAAGAGGAAAGCAAGAGAGAAACAGUUGGAAGAGGCAAGGCGUCUUGCUGCCCUCCAAAAGAGAAGAGAACUUCGGGCAGCUGGCAUAGAAAUUCAGAAGAAAAGAAAAAAGAAGAGAGGAGUUGAUUAUAACGCUGAAAUCCCAUUUGAAAAAAAGCCUGCUCUUGGUUUCUAUGACACUUCAGAGGAAAACUACCAGGCUCUUGAUGCAGAUUUCAGGAAGCUAAGACAACAGGAUCUCGACGGCGAGCUAAGAUCUGAAAAAGAAGGAAGAGAUAGAAAAAAAGACAAGCAGCAUCUCAAGAGGAAAAAAGAAUCUGAUUUACCAUCAGCUAUUCUUCAAACUAGUGGUGUUUCUGAAUUUACUAAAAAGAGAAGUAAAUUAGUACUUCCUGCCCCUCAGAUUUCAGAUGCGGAACUCCAGGAAGUUGUGAAAGUAGGCCAAGCAAGUGAAAUUGCACGUCAGACUGCUGAGGAAUCGGGCAUAACAAACUCUGCUUCCAGUACUCUUCUGUCUGAGUACAAUGUCACCAACAACAGCAUCGCUCUUAGGACACCACGAACGCCAGCUUCCCAGGACAGAAUUCUGCAGGAAGCCCAGAACCUCAUGGCCCUGACCAAUGUGGAUACCCCAUUAAAAGGUGGACUUAACACACCCUUGCACGAGAGUGACUUCUCAGGUGUGACUCCACAGCGGCAGGUUGUACAGACUCCAAACACAGUUCUUUCUACCCCAUUCAGGACUCCCUCUCAUGGAUCUGAAGGUCUGACUCCCCGGAGUGGGACAACUCCCAAACCAGUUGUUAACUCCACCCCGGGUAGAACUCCUCUUCGAGACAAGUUAAACAUUAAUCCUGAGGAUGGAAUGGCAGACUACAGUGAUCCCUCUUAUGUGAAGCAGAUGGAAAGAGAGUCUCGUGAACACCUUCGUUUAGGGUUGAUGGGUCUUCCUGCCCCCAAGAAUGACUUUGAGAUUGUUCUACCAGAAAACGCUGAGAAGGAGCUGGAAGACCGUGAAAUAGAUGACACCUACAUUGAAGAUGCUGCCGAUGUGGACGCACGAAAGCAGGCCAUGCGAGAUGCAGAGCGUGUGAAGGAAAUGAAACGAAUGCACAAAGCUGUCCAGAAAGAUCUUCCAAGACCAUCAGAAGUAAAUGAAACUAUUCUAAGACCCUUAAAUGUAGAACCACCUUUAACAGAUCUACAGAAAAGUGAAGAACUAAUCAAAAAAGAGAUGAUCACAAUGCUUCAUUAUGACCUUCUACAUCACCCUUAUGAACCGUCUGGAAAUAAAAAAGGAAAACCUGUAGGGUUUGCUACCAAUAACUCAGAGCACAUUGCCUAUCUGGAACAUAACCCUUAUGAAAAGUUCUCUAAAGAAGACCUGAAAAAGGCCCAGGAUGUUCUGGUACAGGAGAUGGAGGUGGUGAAACAAGGUAUGAGCCAUGGAGAGCUCUCAAGUGAAGCGUAUAACCAGGUGUGGGAAGAAUGCUACAGUCAAGUUUUGUAUCUCCCUGGGCAGAGCCGCUAUACACGGGCCAACCUGGCAAGCAAAAAAGACAGAAUUGAGUCACUGGAAAAGAGGCUUGAGAUAAACAGAGGUCACAUGACAACAGAAGCCAAGAGAGCCGCAAAGAUGGAAAAGAAGAUGAAAAUUUUGCUCGGGGGUUACCAGUCUCGUGCAAUGGGGCUCAUGAAACAGUUGAAUGACCUAUGGGACCAAAUUGAGCAGGCUUACUUAGAGUUGCGCACUUUUGAAGAACUGAAGAAACAUGAAGAUUCAGCUAUACCCCGGAGGCUAGAGUGUCUAAAAGAAGAUGUUCAGCGACAACAGGAAAGAGAAAAGGAACUUCAGCAAAGAUUUGCUGAUUUGCUGCUGGAGAAAGAAACUUUAAAGUCCAAAAUGUGAAGCACAGUUUGUAUUCUGUCACGGGAUGAAUUAAUUGCUGGUUUUCUUACUCUGGAAGGCUGAAACUGAUGACAAAAUCACCCGUGAUCUGUGGGUUUUUUGGUUGUUUAUUUUAAAUGACAUCGAUCUUACACAAUCUAUGUAUAAAGACUUUAACUCCACAGGACAUUGUAGGGUUUAAAUUAUUAUGACAAUCAUUCGUUAAACAGUGUCAUAUUUGCAAUUUUUUUUGGUUGGCCUUUAUUUUAAAAGCGUGAUUUUCAAGUGCUGCCUGUGAGGAUACUCUUGAAUAAAAACAAAAGAUAAAAUUGAGAACGCAGCCUUUUGUUUGAAGUAAUUGGAUACUUAGAGUGCCCACGCACCAGCGAGUGCGUACUCUGUGUCAUAUUUAACGCUAGCUCUUUGGUGGUCAGAAUGGUGAUGCAGUAUCUUAAAUUAAACCCUUCAGAGGCAGUCCUUUGUGGCUUUGUUAGUUUUUACUGUUUUAGCAUAGAAUGGUCAUUUGUCUGUGCACUGACAAGAUAGAUUAACUUUUUAAUACCUCUUUUUUUUUUUCCAAUAUAAUUUUAGGGAGGGUCUCUCCUCUGCCCAGCUAUUUACAUAUGUAGUUAGUGGACUAGGACUCGAAAGAUUUAAUUUUUCUUGACCUGUUAUUUUCUUGUAAAUAUUUUUAGACAAAGGCAUUUUAAAGAUUAAUUUCAACAAGGUUAUCAAACUUUAUUAAAGCUCUGUGUUUAUCUUAACAAGUCAAUUACAAAUGUAGAAUUUGGGGAUGGAUGGGUAGAGUGGGGAAGAUCUAACUGUAACAGUCCAUAUGAAGUCAUUUAGGACAGUAUUGGUUGGCUACAAGAUCAGCAUAGGCCAAUAAUGCGUUGGACUUACUGAAAAAAUUUGUCCAAUCUUAGAAUAUUAGGGGCUUAAAAGGGAGGGAUUCAUUCAUUCAUUCAUCAGGUAUUUGUUAACUCUACACCAGUGUCAGAGUCCUGGUGAUAGAGCAGUGUACAAAGUGGGCAUUGGUCCUGUUUUGUAGAGCUUAACUGUUUAUUGAGAAUGACACACUAAACUUCAAAUGUUUACUGAGUGACCCUUAUGUGCCAGGCAUUUGUGACUGUUGGAGUUGAACAGUUAUUAAGA
Molecule: messenger RNA, 3673 nt
Organism: Phyllostomus discolor (pale spear-nosed bat)
Lineage: Eukaryota; Metazoa; Chordata; Mammalia; Chiroptera; Phyllostomidae
Gene: CDC5L
Product: cell division cycle 5 like
Exons: 16
Coding region: 131-2539 (802 amino acids)
Biological process (GO): regulation of transcription by RNA polymerase II; mRNA splicing, via spliceosome
Cellular component (GO): spliceosomal complex; Prp19 complex
Molecular function (GO): DNA-binding transcription factor activity, RNA polymerase II-specific; RNA polymerase II transcription regulatory region sequence-specific DNA binding
Source: RefSeq, a predicted model, not a curated record